AAUAACUUCUGUUUUUUUCUUAGAUGGCUGAGGGCGACAAGAAGAAGAAGGCCCAUAAGCAUGGCAGCCGUAACCCCGUCCUGGCCCGGGGUAUCGGCCGCUAUUCCCGGUCUUCCAUGUAUGCCCGCCGGGCCAUGUACAAGAGGAAGACUAAAGCUCCUGUGACAAAGAUUGAAAAGAAAGUAAAGGAGAGGGCUCCCACAACGGUCACCAAAACUGUUGGUGGAGACAAAAAUGGAGGCACCCGUGUGGUCAAACUGCGCAAAAUGCCCCGUUACUACCCCACAGAGGAUGUGCCCCGUAAGCUGCAUAGCUAUGGCAAAAAGACCUUCUCUCAGCACCGCAGGAAACUGCGCAAGUCCAUCAAACCCGGAACGGUCCUGAUCAUGCUGACCGGACGCCACCGCGGAAAGCGUGUGAUCUUCCUCAAGCAGCUGGCCACCGGUCUUCUCCUUGUCACCGGUCCUCUUGUUGUGAACAGAGUGCCUCUGCGUAGAGCUCACCAGAAGUUCUGCAUCGCCACAACCACCAAACUGGACAUCUCUAGCGUGAAGAUCCCCAAAACGCUGACCGAUGCUUACUUCAAGAAGAAGAAGCUGAGGAGACCCAAGCACCAGGAGGGAGAGAUCUUCGACACAGAGAAAGAGAAGUACCAGUUGACGGAGCAGCGCAAGGCCGACCAGAAAGAAGUGGAUUCUCAGCUGCUUCCUCUGAUCAAGCAGGUUCCUCAGCUGAAGAAAUACCUGCGCAGCAAAUUCUCCCUGUCUAAUGGAGUCUACCCACACAAACUGGUUUUCUAAAAUGCAAAUAAAAUGUGUCGACCCAGA
Labeo rohita (rohu) is the source of this 827-nucleotide messenger RNA. It is a transcript of the gene rpl6, whose product is annotated as ribosomal protein L6. The transcript has 6 exons. Bases 24 to 800 code for a protein of 258 amino acids. Gene Ontology annotation, biological process: translation. Gene Ontology annotation, cellular component: ribosome. Lineage: Eukaryota; Metazoa; Chordata; Actinopteri; Cypriniformes; Cyprinidae. The record is from RefSeq and is a predicted model, not a curated record. Gene Ontology annotation, molecular function: structural constituent of ribosome.